AUGCUAAUUCAAUUCCUCUGUUUUCCUCCAUUGGCUCAGCGCUACGGUGUGCUGAACUGCUACAAGGCCGCAACGAUCUCCUUGCCAAUAAUCUUCUUCCUGACUCCCUUCACAGCUCUUGUGCCCGAAGCAUUUCGUCUUGCAGCCGUCCUACUGAUCAUGCUAGCCAAAUUGGGAGCCGUUGUAUUUGGGAUUCCCAGCUGCACUAUCCUCCUCACUAAUUCUGCGGCGAGUAUGACUGUGCUUGGGACGCUGAACGGCGUAGGAACCAGUGUAAGUGCUCUAGGCCGUGCCGCCGGACCAGCUCUGAUUGGGGCUGCCUUUUCGUGGGGGGUCAAAAGAGGCUCCGUGGUGGUGCCGUGGUGGCUCUUGGGCACUUUGAGUCUCUUUGCUAUUAUCCCGUCAUUUUGGAUUGUGGAGCAAGACGGCCCCAAUCGAGGGAAAACUGUCGAAGAAGAGGAUACCGAGCAAGAUCAGGAUGGAAGCAGUCAGGGCUCAGGAUAUGGCGGUGUAGACAUCUCUACGGGCGCCGGAAAUAUUGCAAAGUAA
Molecule: messenger RNA, 549 nt
Organism: Penicillium maclennaniae
Lineage: Eukaryota; Fungi; Ascomycota; Eurotiomycetes; Eurotiales; Aspergillaceae
Product: glutamate carboxypeptidase
Exons: 1
Coding region: 1-549 (182 amino acids)
Source: RefSeq, a predicted model, not a curated record